AUGGUUUUAUCUCGUAUCUUUGUGUUGCAGAUGAUGAAGCUUGUGUUGCUGUGUGUGUUGGGUGUGGCACUUGGCCAGACUGACACACGUCACUUCAAUCUGGGGAGUUUAGUUGGCUCUGUAGCAAGCAACAUCGGUGCUGGUGUGGGAAUCAACCCCGGGGUGAUAGGUGGAGGGAACCUGCCUAUAGGUGCCAGCUGCCGUUACCACUGCAGGGGGGUGAAUGGCUACUACUGCUGUGAUGACAAGCCCGGCUACUGCCCCCCAGUACGUCCAGACUGCCCCCCAACCAGGGUGUUCGCCGGUCCACAGAUCUGUAUUAACGACAGUCAGUGUGGAGGCUCCGACAAGUGUUGCUACGACACCUGCCUGCAGGAGAGUGUGUGUAAACCAAUUGAGGGCGCCUUCUUUGGCCCUGGGAGACGAUAA
Homarus americanus (American lobster) is the source of this 429-nucleotide messenger RNA. RefSeq lists its product as uncharacterized. The record is from RefSeq and is a predicted model, not a curated record. Lineage: Eukaryota; Metazoa; Arthropoda; Malacostraca; Decapoda; Nephropidae. Gene Ontology annotation, cellular component: extracellular region. The transcript has a single exon. Gene Ontology annotation, molecular function: peptidase inhibitor activity. Bases 1 to 429 code for a protein of 142 amino acids.